UAUAUGUUCAACCUUCAAAAAUCAUUCUUGCUCUUGCUCACUUCAAAAAAAAAAAAAAAAGACUCAUUCUCUCUCUCAACUUUCCCCCAAAAAAAUAUCAGAAUCAGGCAAAAAUAUCAAAAAGAACGAAAAAAAACAAGAAAAAUCAGUAGAGAAAGGCGAGAAUAUUUUGAGAUGGGGAGUUGGGGAGAAGAAGAUUUAGAGAAGCUUGUGAUCGAUUAUAUUGAAUCUCCGAUCUCCGUCUCCGAUCAUAAAGAGAAGUCUUCAAGAGCUCUUAUCACUCUUCAGGAGGUUAUUGGGACAAAAGGAGAGGAGGAGAAAGAAAUGGGAGAGAAGGUAAAUGCAUUAAUCAAGAAAAAAAGAUUAUCAUACGAAGGAGACGAUGAGAAGAGAGAUAUGAUGAAAAAGAUUGUCACUAAGCUUAGAUCUGACGGCUACGAUUGUUCUAUCGCUAAAACCUCAUGGGACUCUUCUUUUGAUCGCCGUGAAGGGUGUAGAGUGUUUAGGUGCACGAGGAAGUACGAGUACAUUAACGUCAUUAUGACGAGUGAUCGCGACGGUGAUGACGUAAGCAAUGGGAUGAUGAUGAUGAAGCGUGUGAUAAUAGAUCUUGAUUUCAAAUCUCAGUUUGAGCUGGCGAAACAGACAGAAGCUUACAAAAACAUGACUCAGAUGCUUCCGACAAUAUUCGUUGCGACAGAAGAGAAACUCAAAAGAGUUGUUUCGUUGGUUUGUGGUGAGAUGAAAAAGUCGAUGAAGGAAGAAGGAAUGCCUAGACCGCCAUGGAGGACUACGAGAUACAUGCAAGCCAAGUGGUUACCAGAGAAUCGUCGAAGAACCUCUGUCUCUAAGAGAGGAUCUUGGUCUUUGUUCGAUGAUGAUGCAGAAGCAGUUGAUGCUGUUGGGACAACGAGUGGUGCUACUAGUUCGAAAACUACGUGUUGCUUUCCUAUUUUCUGAGAGGGAUGCGCUUCGUGUUUUUUUUUUUUGUUUUGCUUAUCAAUUAAAAAGAAAGAGUUAAUCGAAUUUUGAACAUUAGUUGUUUUUUCGACAAAAAAAAAAGAAAAGAAUAUAACGUUAGUUGUUUUUUUGUUUGUUCGUAUACAAAAUCAAAAGAGGAAGUGGGUGGCUUUGUUGUACCAGGUCUUUUUCUGAUGCUAUAUUGUAUGUUCUACUUCGAUGGCCGAUGUAUAAUAUAAUAUAAUAUGUUUUUUCUC
Messenger RNA from Thlaspi arvense, 1217 nucleotides. The record is from the annotation of a GenBank genome assembly. NCBI's taxonomy places the organism in Eukaryota, Viridiplantae, Streptophyta, Magnoliopsida, Brassicales, Brassicaceae.